Messenger RNA from Ornithorhynchus anatinus (platypus), 1700 nucleotides. RefSeq names its product leucine zipper and CTNNBIP1 domain containing (gene LZIC). NCBI's taxonomy places the organism in Eukaryota, Metazoa, Chordata, Mammalia, Monotremata, Ornithorhynchidae. Bases 641 to 1213 code for a protein of 190 amino acids. The record is from RefSeq and is a predicted model, not a curated record. The transcript has 7 exons. Gene Ontology annotation, molecular function: beta-catenin binding.
AUUCCAAGCGCUUAGUACAGUGCUCUGCACAUAGUAAGCACUCAAUAAAUACUAUUGAAUGAAUGAAUGAACCCUCCCAUACACACAUAUUCAAAUACAGAAACAGCAAGGACAAAUAAGACUGUAGGGCUUCAGAAAUGAAUUUCUGACCCUAGAUAAAUCCAGCCUUAAUUUAGUUCGGGUUAGUCAUAGUUGUUCCCUCCAAAUUUUGAUGAUUGUGUUCAGAUUGAGGUUAGGGGCUCCAGGAAAGGGUAAAGAAGAUCAGUAAUUUCGAUUGUGUUUGAUCUGAUUAUACUGAAUCUACCUUAGUAAUCAGUUCUGUUCUUGACACAGAGUAAGUGCUUAACAAAUAAGAGACUUAUUGAAAAUUAGGCACUGAACUUUCCUGCCCUAGAAUCAAUUUUGCUGUUUCGGUGAUGGCUGCAGGUCUAUCAUUGAAAACUAGAUGGUGCCCAUGAAUUGCUUUCCUGUGGGUAAAUCUCACAAAGAAUUCAUUACUAGGUAAAUGAGUUUUUUGCAGGUGUCCUCCUUGGAAUGUAUUACGGAUGCUUUUUAAACCAUUUUAAAAGUUUUUGGUCUCCUGGGCUUCAGACCUUUUCACUGUUCAGAGGUGCAUUUAUUUUCCUAUAGAAAGAUUAAAAUGGCUUCUAGAGGAAAAACAGAAACCAGCAAACUGAAACAGAAUUUGGAAGAGCAGUUGGACAGACUGAUGCAGCAGCUUCAGGAUCUUGAGGAAUGCAGAGAGGAACUUGAUGCGGAGGAAUAUGAAGAAACCAAAAAAGAAACGCUGGAACAGCUCAAUGAGUUCAAUGAUUCACUGAAGAAAAUCAUGUCUGGUGACAUGACUCUGGUAGACGAACUAAGUGGGAUGCAGCUGGCUAUUCAAGCAGCAAUCAGCCAGGCCUUUAAAACUCCUGAAGUCAUCAGAUUAUUUGCAAAGAAACAGCCCGGCCAGCUGCGAACAAGGUUGGCAGAGAUGGACAGAGACCUGAUGGUAGGAAAACUGGAAAAAAACCUGUAUACACAACAGAAGGUGGAGAUUCUAACAGCUCUAAGAAAACUUGGAGAGAAGUUAACUCCAGAGGAUGAGGACUUCUUGUUGGCCAAUGCAGGCGCAGUCCUUAGCCAGUUUGAGCGAGUCUCUAGUGACCUUGGCUCUGGGGACAAAGUCCUUGCUCUGGCGAGUUUUGAAGUAGGAAAAACAAAAAAAUGAUGAGGAGUGUGAAUUGGGAACCCUCCCUUCUGUAGUCACAAUCAUCGGACAUUGACCGAGUCGUAGAUGACGAUUUUUUUUUUCUUCUGGGGAUUAGAAGUCAUUACACAGAAACCAAGAAGAUCCUUAGUGAGGAGUCAGUCAUUAAAGUGCACUUGUGACCUCAGUCUAACAAACCUCCCGGGAUCCCUCCAGAAGGUACAUACUGGUGGUCCUUUUAAAAAAAGAAAUUGUCCUAGAAUUUGCUUCUUCAAGAGACCAGAAAAGGAAAUGUGUGUUCCUUUUUAUGCCUGUGAGCUUCUCUGCCUCAGUUAAAGCUCCUUGUUUGCCCGUUCUGGCGAAGCAAGCCCAUUCAGGCAUAUCUAAAGAGGAGAACCACUCCUCUCUUUCUCAUGCCUCUUCCCUGCAAGGCUCAAGUCUGUGUCUGAAGUCUUCUUUCUUUAAGGAAGCUUGUACUCUACCAUUAAAAACAAAACCAGAAAAGAAA